AUGGACUGCACCAGCGUGAGAAAUACGCAGGCCCAGCAGCUCUUCAGCGUGUUUGAUUCGCAGCUAGGAAAAGAGCUCUGCAGCCCCAUGAUGGAGCACGUGUUCCCCUUCGGCCGCUACACCAGCGCGGUGGACGGAGAAAACUACGCCUACAAACCGUUUGACCGCAUUAUCCGCAUGUGGCUCACUGAUGACGACUAUGAGGGCAUCAAUUUGAAGAAAAGGAAACUGGAGAACGGUGGGAGUGAAUUUCCAGAGACGAAUAUCGGCGAUACGGCAACCUGGCUCGACGUUGCGCGGACCGUGCUGUCGCGGCGGCUCGAAAUCGAGAAUAACGAGGACCUCCUCGCCCCUAUUGAGAUCCAGUGCUUUUUCGGCAACAAGACAAUCGAAGAGCUCAGACGCGAAAAGAAGAAAGAGCAAGAGGAAGCUAUGGCCUGCUCAGGCACUGCAGCAAUCUCACCUACCAACAUGAAAUAUAAAAGAGUGCAUGUGCAGGCAGUGGCUCGCGAGCACGAGUUUAGUAUAAAUGUUAUCUUGCUUCCACUGCCCAGUGUCUUGCGUUUGCAAAUGUUAUAGAAUAUGUCCUACGGCGACUUCAUAGUUUGGAGGGCGGAUUAAGGCGGCGUAAGUAUGCGGAGCCUUCAAACGGCUUGCAGAUCUGACUGACUGGUCAAAUUGUACUGCCUGAGCAUUCCAUAUGCGACGAAAAGGAGGUGGAGAUACAAAAGAUAUAAAGUACUCAAAGCUUUCGAUGUGCGACCGAGCAGGAUUUCGUCUCUUCGAGGUAUAGGACUGCAGGGAUUUUCUCUUCCUCCGAGCGGAAUUGAAUUUGCAAAUUAUUUCGGAUGAGCUGAAUCGGAAAAAAAAAUUAAUAUAUUUUCCAAACGCGCGGCAUUUUCAAGUAAUGUUGAUGGCAAGGAAAAAGACAGAGUAUGGUCGCGGGCCAGACAAGGAGACCUUCACUUCUUUGUUGUACUACAUUGAGCGCACUAUCGGUAUGGACUCCAUAUCGAUGGUCACCAAAGAGUGCGAGAGGC
This is a messenger RNA of Amoebophrya sp. A120, 1040 nucleotides long. The record is from the annotation of a GenBank genome assembly. NCBI's taxonomy places the organism in Eukaryota, Dinophyceae, Syndiniales, Amoebophryaceae.